GACGAACAAGAGGCCUUGAAAUCCAUCAUGAAGGACCUGGUAGCACUCCAGAUGAGCCGACGUCACAGGCUGACUGGCUAUGAUACCAUGAAGAAUAAAGACACUGCUCACUCCAACAAGCAGAAAAAACACAAUGCCAGCAGUCCACCCGUCUUGGGCAGCCCUGCAAUAACAAACCAGUGUGCCUCUGCAGUGGAAGAAAAAAAAAUUCCGAAUGAUGUCAGGAUCAAGUUUGAACAUAACGGGGAAAGACGAAUUAUCCCAUUUGUCCGUCCCGUGCGCUAUGAAGAUGUGCAACAGAAAGUGAAAACAGCCUUUGGCCAGCCACUGGACCUCCACUACAUGAACAACGAGCUCUCCAUUCCUUUGAAAAAUCAAGAUGACCUGGACAAAGCAGUAGAUCUCCUAGACCGAAGCUCUAAUUUGAAAAGCCUUAGAAUAUCAUUGCUGUCUCAGGACAGAAACCAUACCUGUUCUUCACCCCAUUCUGGACUGCCCAAACAAGUCAGGAUUAAAACUUCCCAAUCUGUGGGGGAUGUGAACACACCCUAUCAACAGCCCGAACCCAGAAGUAGGCAUCUGUCUGUCAGCUCCCAGAACACAGGCCGUAGUUCACCACCGCCUGGGUACGUUCCAGAGAGGCAACAACGCAUUGCUCGGCAGGGUUCCUACACCAGCAUCAAUAGUGAAGGCGAAUUCAUCCCAGAAACCAAUGAACAGUGUAUGCUGGACCCUUUAAGCAGUGCCGAAAACUCGGUGUCAGGAAGCUGCCAGUCCUUGGACAGGUCAGCAGACAGUCCUUCUUUUCGGAAGUCACGGAUGUCAAGGGCACAAAGCUUUCCUGAUAAUAGACAGGAGUUCUCAGACCGUGAGAAUCAGGUCUAUGACAAAGCGGGGAAAGGUGGGACCUACCCUCGGCGCUAUAACGUCUCCAUGCAGCACAAAGACUACAACGACGGCCGGCGAACAUUUCCCCGGAUACGGCGUCACCAAGGGAAUCUCUUCACCUUGGUCCCUUCAAGUCGUUCCUUAAGCACCAACGGAGAAAACCUGGGCCUGGCGUUGCAGUACCUGGACCCCCGCGGACGCCUGCGCAGCGCAGACAGCGAAAACGCCCUUGGUGUGCAGGAGAGGAACAUUCCCACCAAAUCUCCAAGUGCUCCAAUAAACUGGCGACGAGGAAAACUACUGGGCCAGGGUGCCUUUGGUCGUGUGUAUUUGUGCUAUGACGUGGACACGGGCAGAGAGCUUGCAGCUAAGCAGGUCCAGUUUGACCCAGAGAGUCCUGAAACAAGCAAGGAAGUGAGUGCUCUGGAGUGUGAAAUUCAGCUGCUGAAGAAUCUCCAGCAUGAACGUAUUGUUCAGUAUUAUGGCUGCUUACGGGAUCGAGCAGAGAAGACCUUGACCAUCUUCAUGGAGUACAUGCCAGGGGGGUCAGUGAAAGACCAGCUGAAGGCGUAUGGUGCUCUCACGGAAAAUGUAACCCGGAAAUACACUCGCCAGAUUCUCGAGGGAGUCUCGUACCUACACAGCAACAUGAUUGUGCACAGGGACAUAAAGGGAGCCAAUAUUCUCCGUGACUCUGCUGGGAAUGUGAAGCUUGGGGACUUUGGGGCCAGCAAACGGCUGCAGACAAUCUGUAUGUCUGGAACAGGCAUCCGAUCUGUCACUGGCACACCAUAUUGGAUGAGCCCAGAGGUGAUCAGCGGGGAAGGCUAUGGAAGAAAAGCAGACGUAUGGAGCCUCGGUUGUACUGUGGUGGAAAUGCUGACAGAGAAACCACCCUGGGCAGAGUACGAAGCCAUGGCAGCCAUCUUCAAAAUCGCCACCCAACCAACCAACCCCCAGCUCCCCUCCCACAUAUCAGAACAUUGCCGGGACUUUCUAAAGCAGAUCUUUGUGGAAGCCAGGCACAGACCCUCUGCUGAAGAGCUGCUCAGACAUCAGUUUGCACAGCUCCAGUACUGAAUUACCUCCCUCGCUAGCAGCUCCUGCUGGGCUUUCGGUGCCCCGUCUGGUCUAGUUGCAACUGCCCGUUGUGGUGCUGCAUCUUCAAAAUGCCAACUCAGCUGUCCUAGUCCUUUGGGGAAAUUAUGCCAAGGAACCUAGGGUCCGCUCUUGUGCCUGAUACCUUUGUUUGCUGGACUAAUGUUUAUUCUACCGACAGCUGUCCAAACAGAGCUGCAUUUUUUUGCCCUAGUUACCUUGAUGUGAAAUUGCAGCUGGCUGCAUGUUUUCUGCAGGCCCGAGAAUGGGAAUCUGAGAAGUAUCUCACUGGUUGAAC
This is a messenger RNA of Mesitornis unicolor (brown roatelo), 2284 nucleotides long. It is a transcript of the gene MAP3K3, whose product is annotated as mitogen-activated protein kinase kinase kinase 3. The record is from RefSeq and is a predicted model, not a curated record. Gene Ontology annotation, molecular function: ATP binding; protein kinase activity; protein binding. The transcript is spliced from 16 exons. Bases 28 to 1968 code for a protein of 646 amino acids. Lineage: Eukaryota; Metazoa; Chordata; Aves; Mesitornithiformes; Mesitornithidae. Gene Ontology annotation, biological process: protein phosphorylation.